Centruroides sculpturatus (bark scorpion) is the source of this 1366-nucleotide messenger RNA. Its product is annotated as acrosin-like. Lineage: Eukaryota; Metazoa; Arthropoda; Arachnida; Scorpiones; Buthidae. Gene Ontology annotation, molecular function: structural molecule activity; actin binding. The record is from RefSeq and is a predicted model, not a curated record. Bases 196 to 678 code for a protein of 160 amino acids. The transcript is spliced from 4 exons. Gene Ontology annotation, cellular component: plasma membrane; cytoskeleton.
UACUAUUUUUAUAUCUAAUAGACUGACAAUGCAAAUAAAAUCAGUCAAGAUGGAUCAAACAAAUUUACAGGAAAGAAGCUGCCAGCAAUUCCUCCAGACAGAUCUAUUAAUGAACAUAAAUCUUCAGUUAGUCUCAAAGAACAGCACCCAUUAAAAACAGAAGCCACGAAAUAUGAACAAAAUAAUAUUGAUGAAAUGCAAGACAAUGUAUUUGAAGAUUCAAUACCAACUUCUGAAACAAGAAAAGCUGCCUUUUCAUCUGAUCAGAUUUCACCUGUAGCUUCUUCACCACCACCACCACCUCCACCACCACCACCACCACCGCCUCCACCUCCUCCUAUUCCGCCACCACCUCCAUUAUCAUCAUCUGCUUCAUCUUUACCCGAUUCAGAUCAAAUACCAUUACCAUUACCACCAGAACAUGAUACGUUAGUAGGAGAAGUUGUUAGUUCAUCAACAGUAUCAAGUAAAACUAGAACUGUGGAAACCAUUACAUAUAAAAUGGAACAUGAUGGAAUUGUUGAAACAAGAGUGGAACAAAAAAUAACAAUUCAAAGUGAUGGUGAUCCAAUUGAUCAUGAUCGAGCAUUAGCUGAAGCAAUUCAAGAAGCGACUAUGAUGAAUCCAGAUAUGACAGUUGAAAAAAUUGAAAUACAGCAACAAACAUCAAGUCAAUAACAUAAAGCCAUCUUAAAUGCUGUGAUGCUGCUUCAAUUUGAAUACAAAAUAAACAAUUUCAAGCAAGAAUAUUAUUUUUAUUUUCAUGUGAAAAGUGAAUAAAUGUAGAGAAGCUAAAUCACCAUCACAUAAAAGACUGCUGAAUUUAAGGUAUUUCCACUGAAUAAAGCAUUUAUGAAUCCAAAGGAUUAAAUUUAAAAAAAUGAUGCUUGUUGUAAUUUUAUAAUGUAAUCAAACUAAUAUUCCUAAGAUAUUUUCAGCAGAGCUUCCUUAAAGAUUGUUUUCUUCUUUUAACAAUGGUGAAAUCAGAAAAAUAGCACCAAAAAAAAAAUUAUAUAUAUAUACAUCAAAACUAUUUCCCCAUUCUUUUUACUCAGCAUUGAAGUAAAUUGACUUGUAUGGUGCUUAAUAUAACUUAGAAAAGUUUAUUAACACAUACAUCUUUUCAAAUUUUUAUAAACAAAUAAUAAGAAAAAUCUUUUAUGCAUUCUUCAAGUUGAUUUUUAUAAAAGAAUUACUGUAUAACAAUAAAAAUCAGCAAUUAGCUUCUGUGAAAUUGUUUCAAACCUAUUUUGUCAUUCAGUAAAUAGUUUGAUAGUGAUUUGAGUAAUUGUUAAAAUUAUUUAUUCUUAUUUUAAAUUAUUUUGUUAAUAUCAUUUUUCACAUUAAAUUUGUUAAAAUUUUAUCA